Messenger RNA from Tarenaya hassleriana, 1268 nucleotides. RefSeq names its product aldo-keto reductase family 4 member C9-like. Gene Ontology annotation, molecular function: aldose reductase (NADPH) activity. Gene Ontology annotation, cellular component: cytosol. The coding region runs from base 187 to 1134 and encodes 315 amino acids. The record is from RefSeq and is a predicted model, not a curated record. The transcript has 7 exons. NCBI's taxonomy places the organism in Eukaryota, Viridiplantae, Streptophyta, Magnoliopsida, Brassicales, Cleomaceae.
UAAGUCGGCCCAACACUCAAAGUUUUUGGGUCAAUUGAACCAACGGCUAGGAUGGUUCCACGUGUAAUAAAGAAAUAAAAUAAACAUCUCAUGAAACUCCCGCCUAUUAAUGUCGUUCCCUUUCUGGGGCUGCAAAAAUUGUGCCUUGAGAAUUGAGAUCUGUCACAACUCACAAUCUCUCUGAUAAUGGCGGACGAGAUCAGAUUUUUCGAGCUGAAUAAUGGAGAGAAAAUCCCAUCUGUCGGUCUCGGAACAUGGCAGGCUUCUCCUGGCGUCAUCGGGGAUGCCGUCGCAGCCGCUGUGAAGAUCGGAUAUCGUCAUAUUGAUUGCGCUCAAAGAUAUGGCAAUGAAAAAGAGAUUGGGUCAGUUCUGAAGAAGCUGUUUGAAGAUGGCACAGCGAAGCGCGGGGAUUUGUUUAUCACAUCAAAACUCUGGUUGACUGAUCAGGACCCUCAAGAUGUGCCAGAGGCACUGGCAAGAACUCUUCAGGACCUGCAGCUUGACUAUGUUGAUCUGUAUCUCAUCCACUGGCCUGUCAAGUUGAAGAAAGGUUCCGUUGAUUUUAGCCCCGAGAACCUUAUGCCUACGGACAUUCCCAGCACAUGGAAAGCAAUGGAAGCACUCUAUGAUUCGGGACAGGCACGGGCCAUAGGUGUAAGCAAUUUCUCUACUAAGAAACUCGAGGAUCUCUUGACAGUAGCUCGUGUUCCACCCGCUGUUAACCAGGUGGAAUGCCAUCCUUCAUGGCAACAAGACAAGCUACACCAAUUCUGCAAAUCCAAUGGGAUCCACCUUUCUGGAUACUCACCACUGGGUUCUCCGGGAACAACGUGGCUAAAGAGCGAUGUUCUGAAAAGCCCGAUUCUAAAAAUGGUUGCUGAAAAGGUCGGGAAGACACCUGCACAGGUUGCCCUUCGAUGGGGAAUCCAAAUGGGACAUAGUGUUCUCCCCAAAAGCACAAACCAAGGGAGGAUCCAAGAGAAUUUCGAUGUUUUCGAUUGGUCCGUACCCGAUUACUUGUUUUCCAAGCUUUCCGAGAUCGAACAGGCUAGGUUAAUAAGGGGGACGUCGUUUGUUCACGAGACGCUGGGCCAAUAUAAGACCCUCGAAGAACUUUGGGAUGGCGAAAUAUGAAUUUCUUCUGACUCAAUUUGAGUUUUUUUUUCUCCCUUUUUAAUCCUGAAAAUGACCUCUGUAUUUGUAUGACAACGAUACCUUUCAAUCGCAUCGCACUAUUGGCCCACAAAAAAAAAAUGUUCCUUUUGUUA